Molecule: messenger RNA, 1300 nt
Organism: Leptidea sinapis
Lineage: Eukaryota; Metazoa; Arthropoda; Insecta; Lepidoptera; Pieridae
Gene: MED16
Product: mediator of RNA polymerase II transcription subunit 16
Exons: 11
Coding region: 182-1300 (372 amino acids)
Biological process (GO): positive regulation of DNA-templated transcription
Cellular component (GO): mediator complex
Molecular function (GO): protein binding
Source: RefSeq, a predicted model, not a curated record
CAUCUUGUCAAUGUCAAAUGUCUGUCGCCUAACGUCGACCGGGCCCAUAGAAUAGAAUAGAACCAAUAUACAGAUAGACUACUUGUGUUGAACUUGAAGUAUUGUUUUGGUAAUGUUUUGGUUAGUUCCAGCAAAUUUACGGUCAGAAACAGUAUUCUGAUUUGAUUGCUUUCUUAUAAAAAUGGAAUUAAUUUGUUCAAUGAGAAGAAAACCUCUGAAAUGUGAACCUCCACAUUUUGAUGGAAAUACAGACUCUGAUGUAGAAAGGCCCAUAUGUACAAUUUCAAUAUGCAACAUUAUAGCGUUCACAUCAAUGACCGAGCUGACUGAUACAGACGGAGACACAUGGGGAGGCCAUGUGUAUGUGUGUGACCUCAACACACCCUGGAACAGUUACAAAGUUACCAGCACUGUGCACCCAGUAUCCACUAUAGAAUGGGAUGGGGAAGGAAAACACCUUCUUGUUGCAACAAGUGUUGGAGACGUGUCCGUGUUCUGUCAGAAGGAUUACUUGCUGAAUGAUUGGAGCUGCCUCUAUACUGCCAGCUUCCCAGGUGAACGAAUAGUGAAAGCAAUAUUCUUCCAUAAUGGCAGACGCGUGGUGCCGUUAGAAAAAAAGCCAGACAUCCCCAUUGCAGAAAGACUGCAGGUGCUGAGACUUACACCCACACUCAAGGGAUUUGGUGGCGUGGCCUGCGAGGGGGCGUGUGUAAUAACGGGGACGGGGCUGCUGGGAGCACUGGCCGCGGGGCCGAGGGCGGGGGACGCGGCCUCCGUCGUCACCGAGUGUCUGCGAGCCAACCGCGACCACGUGACCGCUGCACAUUUCGCGCACAAGAAUGGUAACAUACUGGUGGCGGCGUCGUGUGUGCGAGCAGGACGGCGGGUGUUGCGCACGGCGGCCAUCUCCGUGAGCCGCGCACCGCUCGCGCUCAAAGUGACGGCGCUCCCGACGCUCUACCUGCCGGAGGAUAAUGUGCAUCUACCCGUGGCCCUGAGCUGGAGUCUGCGCGACGAAGGGGAGUUCCUGGUGGUAGGCGGUGCGGGCGCGGGGGCCUCCCUCUGGAAGCUCACGGAGCGGCCGCACGCGGUGCACAAGCUGUUCUCUAAAGGAUCGCAGGGUAACAGCACGCCGGGGGGCGGGGCCAAGGCGGGCGAAUGUUUCAACACAUUGAGCUGGCAGCAGAUGGCCGGGUGGUCGCUGGAGGGCGGCGCGGGGGUUACGUGCGUGGCCGCGUGCCGCUCCCCGAGCGUGCCGCACCCCGCGCUGUGUUCAAUGAUAAACAAACCGAACGGUUAA